AUGUACUCGAUGCUCUUCCUCGGUGGGGUGGCAGCAGGAGGUAUUUUCAGUGGGACGAACCCGGCGUACCAAGUCUAUGAGAUCCGCCACCACAUCCGCAUGGCGCAGGUCAAGAUGUUCAUCGUGGAACCCGAAGUGCUGGGUCCCGUCCUGGAGGCGGCGGAGCUCGAGGGUCUCACGCGGGACAAGAUCUUCAUCUUCAACACGCGGCCGCAGCAAGACGUCCCCGAGGGGUUCCGGAGCUGGGAAUGGCUCCUGUCGCAGGGUGAGGAGGACUGGGUGCGCAUCACGGACCUCGAGGAGCUGCAGCGCACCGAGGUGGCGCGGCUCAACACGUCCGGGACGACGGGCCUGCCCAAGACGGCCAUGCAGUCGCACUACAACGCCACGUCGUGGCACACGAUGCUGCACGACAUUGCGCGCGUGCCCUGGACGGUGCGCAACCUGUACACGCUGCCGGGGUUCCACGUCGCCACGGUGCCGCUGGUGCACGCCUGCCCGCUGAUCACGGGCGACCAGUGCUGGAUCAUGCGGCGGUUCGAGCUCGAGGGGUUUCUGGCGGCUCUCGAGCGCCACCGCAUCACCAACAUCGGCAUCGUGCCCCCGCUCGUCAUCGCCAUCAUCAUGUCCCCCCUGCGCCACCGCUACUCGCUCCGCUCCCUCCGCCAGGUCAAGUGCGGCGCCGCGCCCCUCGACGCCGCCUCGCAGGAAAAGUUUCGCCGCCUGUGCAGCCCCGACGCCACCUUCACCCAGGUCUUUGGCAUGACCGAGACGACGGGCACCAUCUCGCACUUUUACUACCCGGGCACGGACGACACGGGGAGUGUGGGGAGUCGGUUCCUGCCCAACACGGAUGUCAAGUUGAUCGACGACAAGGGCAACGACAUCACGGCCUACGACGUCCCCGGGGAACUCUGCGUGCGCGGCCCCACCGUCGUCAGGGGCUACUUCAACAACCCCAAAGCCAAUGCCGAGGCGUACGACGCCGAGGGGUACCUCAAGACCGGCGACGUGCUGUACUGCGACGGCAAGACCAAGAAGUGGUACAUUGUCGACCGGAAGAAGGAACUCAUCAAGGUCCGGGGCUUCCAAGUCUCGCCCUCGGAGCUGGAGGGCGUGUUGCUCAUGCAUCCGCGCAUCGUCGACUGCGCCGUGGUGGGAUUCCGCCGCCCUGGCGGGCCGAUGCACGGUGUCGCCGACGAGUUGAUCCGCGCGUACGUCGUCGUCCGGCCCUCGACAUCGACAACGUCUUCGCCACCAGAACCGCCCUUGACCGCCGACCAAGUCAAGGCGCACAUUCGCGCCCACCUCGCCAGCUACAAGGCCCUCACGGGCGGCGUGGUCUUUGUGCCCGAGAUCCCCAAGAGCGCCAGCGGCAAGAUCCUGAAGAGGGUCUUUGCCGAGCAGAUUGAGAGGGAGAUGGCGUCGUCCAAGACCGAGGGUCAGGGCGAUGGGGGAGAGCAGAGGGCCAAGUUGUGA
Fonsecaea pedrosoi CBS 271.37 is the source of this 1479-nucleotide messenger RNA. RefSeq lists its product as uncharacterized. Gene Ontology annotation, molecular function: CoA-ligase activity. The transcript is spliced from 4 exons. NCBI's taxonomy places the organism in Eukaryota, Fungi, Ascomycota, Eurotiomycetes, Chaetothyriales, Herpotrichiellaceae. The record is from RefSeq and is a predicted model, not a curated record. Gene Ontology annotation, biological process: secondary metabolic process. The coding region runs from base 1 to 1479 and encodes 492 amino acids.